Durotheca rogersii is the source of this 1107-nucleotide messenger RNA. RefSeq lists its product as uncharacterized. The transcript is spliced from 3 exons. The record is from RefSeq and is a predicted model, not a curated record. NCBI's taxonomy places the organism in Eukaryota, Fungi, Ascomycota, Sordariomycetes, Xylariales, Xylariaceae. Bases 151 to 915 code for a protein of 254 amino acids.
GCUCAGGAUAAGGCAAUUCCUGCCGUGCGUUGUGCGUUUACGGCUCGGAUCUACAUUGAUCCGUAUACCCACAGCUCCCCACAGCUUAGAUCGUCCUCGCUUAUCCUAUAUCCGAUCGUAGCGUUAUGCAAUACCACCAUCACGUUUACGAUGACGAGAACAGAGCCGAUACCAACUUGCUCAUUGCAAAAGAGCCGCCCAUUGCAGAGAAGGGAUCAAUUUCCUGCCAUCCACUGCUACCACUGCCCAACCCACGACCGCAUCCAGACGGAAUGCCUACCUAAUGUACCGACGAAACAACCGCCCCAGGCCGCGAUGCUUAGCCUGUGCGGAGACCGCAGGAUCGACUCGCAGACGGAAAUUGCAGUAAUGGUAAUUUUCGUCUCCGCGCUGGGGCAGCUGCUCGACGGGAACCGGCGAUGUCAGGUUUGUAACGCCCUCAGGCUUGGUCGAAUGGUCAGCAUACGGCGGAAGAACAUCGAACCGAGUCGAGCUGGAGAAUAUCUUGAACUGGUAGGAUUGUGUCCCCAUCGUGCCCCGCGGCCAGCGGGCCAAGAGUUCCAUGUCCUGCGACGCGUCUUCGACCAGCGCCCCCUGUCAUUUUUUUUUUUCCUUAGACGACCGAAAGUCCCUUUCGGUGGCUCCGACCGAGUCCGCAAGAUACCUUACCCACCUGGCAAACCACGCGUAGUUAUUGCGGAGAACCGGCAGAAUUACCGGGGCGAUAAUCUCCCUGCCCCUUGGCUUGUAGACUUCGUACAUCGCCCAGGCCGCACCCCAGGCGACGGCGGAUAUGCUGCACAGGUCAGCAGAAGACUUAACUUCUGGGAUUUUGAGCAGAUCCGACGUACGGGCUAUCUCCCGAGGCUUGAAGGACUUGGGUCGAGACGGUUGCGCCAGGGGAAGGGAGGUUGAUAUUUUUGAUGGCAUUGUUGAUCAUCGUAAGCAUGUACGGGCUUUGUCCAAACCCUCCAACCAGCACCACAGACGAUUACAUUAUACGUUAGCUCGUCCGUUCAGAUACAUGAGUGCAUAUGCUCCAAGUUGGAUGCACAAACCGUUGGGGCUAUAUUGAUCUGAUUUACAACUCGCAGGAGCCUGUCGGUG